Molecule: messenger RNA, 1173 nt
Organism: Drosophila simulans
Lineage: Eukaryota; Metazoa; Arthropoda; Insecta; Diptera; Drosophilidae
Product: myosin-2
Exons: 4
Coding region: 156-1124 (322 amino acids)
Source: RefSeq, a predicted model, not a curated record
CUUCAUUAUAUUUCCAUCCUUUUUUCCAAGUGGCAAACUAUUCAGUAGGGAAUGUAAGGCCAAUUUUCGUAUAUUUUUUAAUUUGGUAUAGCAAACGCGAAAGCUAUACAAGAAAAUUUAAGUUUUUUUUAACACUUUAAUACACGGCUGAGUUAAUGGAUAGACAAGGUGUUCAUAAUGGCUAUGGGUCAACGGAUGAGCAACGGAUGGUGCUAUCGACGCCACAACAGUGCACCCAGAGGAAAUCCGUUACCAGCAUGAAGUUAUUCACCAUGGUGGUGCUGCACUCGUGGCGCCAACGCCGAAAGGAGGUUCGUGAACUCAAAGAGAUGGUGCAACACCUCCAGGAUAGCUCCAUGAAGACCAAAAACGAGCUGCACGUAUGUGGUACUUUGGUGCGCGUGGAGGAAAAAAGGAACAGGGAACUUCAAAUAAAGCUUAAGCUAUCGACGAUGAGCAUUGACGAAGCAAGAUCCUCCUGCGAAUCGCUCACUAACUCGAUCCGUGACCUCACAACUGAGAAAAAGCGAUUGGAAACCGAUUUGGAACAGCGGUCAAAGGAGUUAAAUGAGCUGGAGGAAGUAUCUGACAAAACCAAACGGCUGCUCUUCGACGCCUACAUGGAUCUAUCAUACCUGCAAAAGCAGCUAGCCGAGGAGCAGCGUACGACGCGGAGACUGCAGGGGGAAAAGAACCAGCUCAUCCAGGAAGUGAUACUGGCGGAGAGCAGAGAUAACAAGUACCGCCAGGUGAGGGAAUGGUACCAGCAUAUGCUGCACGAAAAGGAUCAGUGCAUUUCCAGCCUGGGGAGGAGAUUGGCUAUGGUGGAGGAGGAACUGCUUGGCAAAAAUGGGCAAACUAGAGAAUUGCAACAAUUGCGUGAGAGUGCUCAACAAAUGUCGAACGAAAUCUCGGAGCUGCGCCAGGAGAUCAACCGAAAUCGCAACGGUGUCUUCGGUGAUUCCUGCAGUCGUCUCGGACUCGGACGCCUCCAAGACCAUGUGUUUGCGCCUUUUCAAGGAAACCAUAUCUGGAUGAAACUUCGACGCUAUUCCUUUAACGCGAUAUAUUUGUUUGCUUUGUAUCUGCUGCCUGGAAUGCCUCUCAAAUAUCGUCCAAACUAAACCUAAUUAAAUAAUCUUUCCAUAAAAAUAUUUUCAGUUACCAAAUUAA